This is a messenger RNA of Taeniopygia guttata (zebra finch), 9571 nucleotides long. RefSeq names its product protocadherin 10 (gene PCDH10). The record is from RefSeq and is a predicted model, not a curated record. Gene Ontology annotation, molecular function: calcium ion binding. Gene Ontology annotation, cellular component: plasma membrane. Gene Ontology annotation, biological process: homophilic cell-cell adhesion. Lineage: Eukaryota; Metazoa; Chordata; Aves; Passeriformes; Estrildidae.
GAAACUGCCGGGAGCGGAGCCGGGACGGCGGCGCACCGACACAGGGCUGGGAGAGAAGGCAGCAAAGAGGGAAAAAUCCCCACCGCGAUCGGCACCGCCGUAACUGCACAGUGAUGAUGAUGAUGAACGUAUUCAUAGCAAUAAGAGAAGAAAAGGAGAGACCUCUGACAGACGAGAGAAAAAUUUAAAAUAUUUUAAUUAAGGAAGAAAAUAAAAGGGAAAUACCAGGGACAUCGGGGAAUGAAAGUUUUGGGUAGCUAAGCUGCUCUCUGCCUUUUUUUUUUUUUUUAAAUAUGAAAUCUUUCUGCGGGUGAUUUUUUUUUUAAUUUCUGCCUUUUUUUCUGCCUUUUCCUUGCAUCCAAAGAGGGCAUGCCCACCGGCUGUUCCAGCAGCAUCUACCCUCCAAGUCCCACCAGGAAGACAAACCGAGGACAAUCUUGAAAUACAAAAAUUUCCUCCUUGGAAUUUGCUGCUGCUGCUGUCUCCGCCGCCGCUGCUGCUGCCGCGGUGCAGUGCCAAGACUCUCGGAAUAAAUAAAAGAGGGCUACAGUGUGUCUCUAGCUACAGCCGGCUAAUAGCUAUUUUAGUUGGCCGUAUAUUUCGAAGAUCACAGAUGAAGCGGGGACGCCUGUCUUCUUCGUUUGGUCAGCGUGUGAAACAAUAAUACCCGUCACAAAAAGGAGGGGGAGAUGGGGGAGAAAAAAAAUCCUAACAUGAAUCAGAAGAAAUAGUAUCUAGCAUCCCCCCCCAGUCCCCCAAACCAACCUUUCCCCCCUCCUUUCCCCCGAUCCCCCUCUCUCUCUCUCUCUCUCUAUCCACACGCUUGCAGGCGCGGACACGCGCGCGCGUGCACAGGCACACACACAGUCACACACACACACACACACACACACACACAGUCACACACACACACACUGUACUGUGUAUUUUCGGAGGAGGAGGUGGCUUUGGGAAGAGGAGGCAGCGGCGGUGUCGGGGAGGGGGGAAUCUCUUUCCCCGUCUGGAGAUGGUUGUGCUAUUCCUCUUUGCCUCGCUCUGGAUGCUGGAGGGGGCUUUUUGCCAGCUCCAUUACACGGUGCAGGAAGAGCAGGAGCAUGGCACGUUCGUGGGGAAUAUCGCCGAGGACCUGGGCUUGGACAUUACAAAACUUUCGGCUCGGCGCUUCCAGACGGCGCCCAACUCCCGCAGCCCUUACCUGGAGCUUAACCUGGAAACCGGGGUGCUCUACGUGAACGAGAAGAUCGACCGGGAGCAGAUCUGCAAGCAGAGCCCCUCCUGCCUGCUGCACCUGGAGGUCUUCCUGGAGAACCCCCUGGAGCUGUUCCGGGUGGAGAUCGAGGUGCUGGACAUCAACGACAACCCGCCCUCCUUCCCGGAGCCCGACCUCACCGUGGAGAUCUCGGAGAGCGCCACGCCGGGCACCCGCUUCCCGCUGGAGAGCGCCUUCGACCCCGACGUGGGCACCAACUCGCUGCGCACCUACGAGAUCACCCCCAACAGCUACUUCUCCCUGGACGUGCAGACCCAGGGCGACGGGAACCGCUUCGCCGAGCUGGUGCUGGACCAGCCGCUGGACCGGGAGCAGCAGGCGGUGCACCGCUACGUGCUGACGGCGGUGGACGGCGGGCAGCCCCAGCAGCGCACCGGCACCGCCCUGCUCACCGUCAGGGUGCUGGACUCCAACGACAACGUCCCCGCCUUCGAGCAGCCCGUCUACACCGUGUCGCUGCCGGAGAACUCGCCGCCGGGCACGCUGGUGCUGCAGCUCAACGCCACGGACCCCGACGAGGGCCAGAACGGCGAGAUCAUCUACUCCUUCAGCAGCCACAUCUCGGCCCGCGCCCGGGAGCUCUUCGGCAUCGCGCCGCGCACCGGGCGCCUGGAGGUGAGCGGCGAGCUGGACUACGAGGAGAGCAGCGUCUACCAGGUGUACGUGCAAGCCAAGGACCUGGGGCCCAACGCCGUGCCCGCGCACUGCAAGGUGCUGGUGCGGGUGCUGGACGCCAACGACAACGCGCCCGAGAUCAGCUUCUCCACCGUCAAGGAGGCGGUGAGCGAGGCGGCGGCGCCGGGCACCGUGGUGGCCCUGUUCAGCGUCUCGGACCGCGACUCGGAGGAGAACGGGCAGGUGCAGUGCGAGCUGCUGCAGGGCGACGCGCCCUUCCGCCUCAAGAGCUCCUUCAAGAACUACUACACCAUCGUCACCGAGGGCCCGCUGGACCGCGAGCAGCCGGGCGGCGACGCCUACACGCUGACCGUGGUGGCCCGGGACCGCGGCGAGCCGCCGCUCAGCACCAGCAAGUCCAUCCAGGUGCGGGUGAGCGACGUGAACGACAACGCGCCGCGCUUCAGCCAGCCCGUGUACCAGGUGUACGUGAGCGAGAACAACGUGCCCGGAGCCUACAUCUACGCCGUCAGCGCCACCGACCGCGACCAGGGCGCCAACGCCCGCCUCGCCUACUCCAUCCUGGAGAGCCAGAUCCAGGGCAUGUCCGUCUUCACCUACGUCUCCAUCAACUCCGAGAACGGCUUUCUCUACGCCCUGCGCUCCUUCGACUACGAGCAGCUCAAGGAGUUCAGCUUUCAGGUGGAGGCCCGCGACGCGGGCGAGGAGCCGCAGCCGCUGGCCGGCAACGCCACCGUGCACAUCAUCGUGGUGGACCAGAACGACAACGCCCCCGCCAUCGUCAGCCCCCUGCCCGGCCGGAACGGCACCCCGGCCCGGGAGGCGCUGCCCCGCGGCGCCGAGCCGGGCUACCUGGUCAGCCGGGUGGCGGCGGUGGACGCCGACGACGGCGAGAACGCCCGCCUGACCUACAGCAUCGCGCGGGGCAACGAGGCCGGGCUGUUCCGCAUGGACUGGCGCUCCGGGGAGCUGCGGACGGCCCGCAGGGUGCCGGCCAAGCGCGACCCGCAGCGCCCCUACGAGCUGGUCAUCGAGGUGCGCGACCACGGGCAGCCGCCGCUCUCCUCCACCGCCGCCGUGCAGGUGGUGCUGGUGGACGGCGCGGGAGAGCGCUCCGGAGGCGGCGGACCCGGCCCGGCCGCGGGCACCGGGCCCGGGGGAGGCGGCGGCGGCUCCGGAGAGCAUCGCCCCAGCCGCUCCGGGGGGGAUAACGCGCUCGACCUCACCCUCAUCCUCAUCAUCGCCCUGGGCUCCGUCUCCUUCAUCUUCCUGCUGGCCAUGAUCGUCCUGGCGGUGCGCUGCCAGAAGGAGAAGAAGCUCAACAUCUACACCUGCCUGGCCAGCGACUGCUGCCUGGGCUGCUGCUGCUGCUGCCCCUGCUGCAGCCGGCAGGCGCGGGCGCGCAAGAAGAAGCUCAGCAAGUCGGACAUCAUGCUGGUGCAGAGCUCCAACGUGCCGAGCAACCCCGCGCAGGUGCCGGUGGAGGAGUCGGGCAGCUUCGGCUCCCACCACCACAACCAGAACUACUGCUACCAAGUCUGCCUCACCCCCGAGUCCGCCAAGACCGACCUGAUGUUCCUCAAGCCCUGUAGCCCCUCUCGCAGCACCGACGCCGAGCACAACCCCUGCGGGGCCAUCGUCACCGGCUACGCCGACCAGCAGCCCGACAUCAUCUCCAACGGCAGCAUUUUGUCCAGCGAGACAAAGCAUCAGCGGGCUGAGCUCAGUUAUCUAGUUGACAGACCCCGACGAGUAAACAGUUCUGCAUUCCAGGAAGCAGACAUAGUAAGCUCUAAGGACAGUGGUCACGGAGACAGUGAGCAAGGAGACAGUGAUCAUGAUGCCACUAAUCGAGGUCAAUCCUCUGGCAUGGAUCUCUUCUCCAACUGCACAGAGGAGUGUAAAGCACUGGGCCACUCGGAUCGGUGCUGGAUGCCUUCCUUUGUCCCAUCCGACGGACGCCAAGCUGCAGAUUACCGCAGCAAUCUGCACGUGCCUGGCAUGGACUCCGUUCCAGACACUGAGGUGUUUGAAACACCAGAAGCCCAGCCCGGGGCAGAAAGGUCCUUCUCCACCUUCGGCAAAGAGAAGGCCCUUCACAACAGUCUGGAAAGGAAGGAGUUCGAUGGACUGCUGUCUAAUACACGAGCGCCUUACAAGCCACCAUAUUUGACACGGAAAAGGAUAUGCUAGUCACUUCUACAGGACUUACCUGAAGCAGCAUGAUUUGCACAAAAGAAAGUCGACCAACAAAAAGCAUCAGCUUUCAACUUCAUUAUCUUGGCCAUCCAGUUCUGUGUAACUGAAGGAUUUGUGUGCUGUUGGAGACAUCCUGGCCAACAAUAGGACCUAAUUGCUCUCAGCAGGCCUGAGAAAUGAGUUGAAAUGUGUAGAACUGUAGAAACUUCAGAGGCAACUGCUCUUGCCUCUCUGAUCAGUGUGUGCCUGUUUACAGCACUAUAUAUCUUUCUCUCUCCAAAAUGUCACUGAGCCCUUUAGAUGUUUAUAUUCACCACAAAAAGCCAAUCGUACGGAUAAAAGAGAUGUGCAUUAUAAAUGCAAUAUCACUGUUUUAAACUUGACUGUUUUAUAUUAUUUUUGUGUGAUCAAGUGUUCCCCAAACUAUUCCAACUUUACAAGAGAGAUUGUGAUCAUGUUCUUUUCACCUGUGGGUCAUAAAAAUGUUGUUAAUCUGAAGACCCACAAAAUUAUCAAAGACAUUUCUGUAGUUUAUACACCGUGUUGCAAAGUGUUUACUGUACUAUUUCAAAGCUUCUAAAUAAAUAUAAAAUAUAUAUAUAUUAUAUUAUAUAUAAUUUUCCGAAAAACGUGGUACAACUUAGUUGAUUUUUAAAUGGAUUCAUACAGUCUACACCAUACACUAAAGCGAGAAGAUAAUUCAGGGUUCCUAAGCUAUCCUUGCUAAAAACAAAAAUAAAAUAAACCCUUAAUAGUACUUCCCCAAAAUUCGUAUUUUGGUCGAUCCUGUUUUUCUUGUUUAAAAAAAAAAAAAAAAAAAGCUGUAAGCAACAACAUUUUGUCUAAAAAGUUGUAAGGAAUUUUCAAUGCCAAAGAUGCAGCUGUCAAUAUGACCCGAAUGAGCGCUAUGUACUAUCAGAGGUAUAAACCACUCUCCAUUAUUUUGAUUAUGUUUCUAUGGUUUUUAAUUUGGAAUCACAAAAUCUUUUAUAAGGCUCUAUAAAUUCACCUGUAUAUGUUGUUAAAAAGAACACUGGGUGUCUGUACAUUUUGCAAUGUAAGAUAUAAUGUAAGUGAAGUUAAGUAUUUUAAGAAAAUCAUCCCAAACUCAUAAAUAUGUAUACAUACAUAAAUACAUACACACACACACAAACACCCACACAUCUCUCUUUAACAUAGUUUUGUGAAACUAUACAAAUAUAUUGCCUAAAAAUAUUUCUCUUGUGGCUAGGAAUAGUUGUUGAUAGAAUUCAAAUUACAAAGGCAAAGCGUAUGCCAGACUCCUUUAUCACAAAGGAGAUUUCCAAUUAGGAACAUGGCACAAUCUCAGCUGACCCCUGUUCCACUGGAGUUAAAAUGGUGUUGGCCACCAUCUUCGUUGGGAAAAGGAUUAUGCCCUUGCAUAUAAUCUUUAUGUUCUGUAAUAAUUCUGUGGUCUGAAACAGUAUCUUAGAGCGUUUCUUUUCUAUGAAAUAUUGAAAAAAGUAAAAUUUCAAAGGUAAAGUUUAAAACUGCUUUCAUGUCCAUGGAGUUUAAGUACCAUUUACUAAAUGUAAAAAUCUAGUAAAAUUUUUUCUUUUUUUUUUUUUGUGCUGUGAUUUUUUUCCCCUACUGUACCUUAAUACAUCAAUUAAUGAAAGCAAAUGAGAGCACAUCCUGUUGUCAGCCAAUGCCUAGCUAAAUUCAAACCAAUUCCUACUGAUAAUUCAAUCUUAAGUAAAACAAGAGAAAAUGUUUCAUUGAUUGCAAUGGGAUUUGGAUCAUGCCAUAGGAAUUCUGUGGUCCCCACCAACGCUGUCAUGGGAUAAAUGUGUGAGAGGUCACUGCUAUGUCAUAAUAGAAUUUGGGUUUCUUAUUUUUGUUUGUUUCUUAUUUUUGGUUCUGGGUUUUUUGUUCUCUGUAAUGGCAGUUUCUAUUAGAUAAGAGUAUAAAUCACCUAUAUGAAAGCCAUCUUGCUGUGGACACAAAUGUACACAGGGAAUUCAACACUCCUGAUCAAAUUCCACCAGUUCUUUGUACAACUAGUGGACUGGGCCCUGCCAUUGUUAAUUUAAUAUUCCAAACAAAAUUAUAUGCUCAUUAAACACUUUAAUGUGCACAUCCAGCACGUUUGUAUAACGAAAAAUUCUUUCAUGAGCUCCUUUUAAAAAUGUGUUAUACAAAACCUAAUUCAAAAAUCCCCCAAACAACUUCAAUAGCUAUUGAUUUGAGCAGAUACAACAGUGAAAUGUUCCUCCUGCUCUAGGUAGCAGACCUUUUUGUUGCCUACAGGCUUCAUUUAUUUUACAAAGGAAAGCAAUGGAAUUUGUGACAUAUAUUUCAUUUAAAGGAGGUUGUUAGAUUCUUGUUUCUGCUUUUAAAGCAAGAAAGUCCUUGCCAUUCUGAAAUCUAAGUUUUUAAUACAGACACAUAUUGUAACUUAUGGUUGUUUUUUGGUAUUUGGGAGGAAAAGGAAAUGGUUUUACUUUCUACUUCAUGGGCAGCCAAAGUGUUUCUAUUUAAUGGAACUCUUGUCACAUUUUGCAUGCCAUUUUUUUUCUGAAAAUGUUAUUAACCAUAUCAUGUCCUGUCAUUCAUUUCCAAAACUGAACUCUUCCUAUUAAGUAUGAUAUACAUACACAUUUAUUAAUCCUUUUUAUUUUUAUGAAAUGCUAAAUAUCAUUGGCAUUGGUCCAUAUAUACACAAAAAUCUUUCUGAGUUCACUGGGAGAGUCCAAGAGGGAGUCAUGGUAGGAUGCAGAACUGACAAGGAAAAGGGAGAAUUGAAUUACUACAGCCUGAGCUCUGGAGAUGAAGCUGUAGCUUUUGCUGAUUUCCCUUGCUCCCUGUGAGUUUUGGUGCCCUAACAUUUGCUGGCACAAGCCUUGGGACACAUGAAAACCCAGUACACAGCUGCUCUCCCAAGAGAAGGGCAAGCUGGGCACUGCAGAGGCUCCAUUUGUCCCAUUUUUUGUUUUAGUGGGCAGCUGGCCACCUCCCUUUGGAAUGGCCUUGUUCAGCACCUCCUGAUUUAUUUAAAAAUAUGGAUAUUGAUCUAGUACCAAUAUCCAACUGUGAUGGACAAAAACUCUCUAACAGUUUAAAGUUAGAAAGUGUAUGUUUAUUGUGUGUGGGAUCGCUCCCAAAUCCACACCACAGCUUCCAGGUGAUUACAGAGCCCUUUUAUCCAUACAAGUAUUGAAUACUCAAAAUACAAAUACAUUUCAACAUUUUGGUACAUCCCAUUCCCCACUUUGUAUGCUGAUCACUUCAAAAGCCAUUCAGCAUGUGUGGUUUGUUCCUUGAAAUGGGUCGGUGUCCCUGUCAUGGGGAGGGGUCCCAAAAUGAGGAAGUAAAUGAAAUCUUCCUCCUUCUGACCUUUCCACCUUUUCAAUGCCAAUAUGACAAAUGAACUCUUGGUAGAACUCCCAUUCCUUGUCUUCAGUUGGUUUCAGAACAGAGGAGGCCCACAAUUGUCUUAUGUUCCUAAAAGCUAUUUAUCAGUUUCUAUAUUCUUCAUUAUAAACCCAGCUAACUAAACAUUGUGCUGAUGAGCAAUCAAUUAUUAGUUAACUACUAACCCUUAACUUCAUCAAGGCCUACUCAUUUAUUUUAAUUAACUCUAGUAAGACUCAUUUCUAACUAAAAUCCUAGCUCCUCUAAAAUCUCUAAAUUCUUUAAAGUUUACAUUUCACUCCCACAUAUUCCAUCAUGUUCUGGGGGCAGGGACAGGUCUGUGGAUGCCUCCAGACCUCACUGAGUUUUUGUGCCUCUUCCUCUGAGCACAGGUGAUGCAAAUACUGAAGGACUCUCGUCCACGUGUUGGACCCAACAGUGAACUGGAAGUAACCAUAAAAUGUUUAGGUUGGAUGUUAAAGGGAAAGAUUGAUGCCCAUAAAACUGAGAUGAGGAGGGUUUUGGAAUCUCCUUCAUUGUAGGUUUUCAAGGACAGUGCAAAAAAAAAAAAAAAAACAAAAACACAAACCUAUAAGGGAUGAUAUAAGUGUACUUAAACUUGCCUCAGAGAAAAAGCACAGAGGAGGCUCUCGGUCCUGUUGUUCUGUAAUGUUCCUACUGGGGCAUGCUGAGCUCUGGAGGAGUUAAUCUGUGCACAGCUGUAGGGAUAAGAACGUUCUAUCCUUCAAUUAGUUAUUUGAAGCAAUAUUUAAUGUUUCAAUUUGCCAUUUAUGAGCAUAAUAGAACAAGCUGCCUGUGAGAAUAACUGUCUUUGGAGUAAAUUAGAGUUCAAGCAGAGAAGACAGGGUCUUAUAAAAGACAACAGGUCUGUGAAUCUUUUUUUUUUUAAAUUCCUGAUUUACAUAUGUAGCAAUAGUUUUCUAAGCAGCUUGUCUAUUAAAAUUCUUCAAAAUCAGUUUCUUCCAAAAUUUAGAAAUACUAAAACAUUUGAACAUAUUCUUAAAUUACUGGAACAAGGUGUAGUAAUUUAUCAUUAGUGUUGUUGCAAAAUUAGGUGAAAUGAAAAUACACAGAUAAAUACAAUUUUUAAAGAUUCCUGCAUUGUAGCCUCUAUAUAGUUGUGGGGGAGAUAUGUGUGUGUGUGUGUGUGUGUGUGUAAAUAAUAGUUAAAAUUCUGGGAAGUUGCCAUGGGAUUUUUUCUUACAGCUCCUAUCAGCAAAUGUAAACAAAAGGGUAGAAAGACAUGUUAGGGUACUACAAAACUAGACUUGUUCCUUAGUGUAGAAUGGAGUUUUGCAUUCAAGAAUUAAAUUCAGCCCCUUCUUUAUGUGUUAUACCCACAAUCAAGAACACAACUCUGGUUUUUUUUGCUUCCAAAAUAUUACCUGCUCAUAGAAGGGGUGUUUUUUUCAUUCUUGUUUAAAGUAAUAUCAUUCCUCAGGGUAAAGGGUGGAUAAAUAGAUAGUCUUCCUAGGCUGAUAAAUUGCAAUUGCAAUUUUGCAAAGCUGUUAAAUAUUUGUAUGUCUUACCUGGAGAAAGCUGAUCAUGUCCUGCCACUGUUCCAUGUUCUAGUCUCGAGUUUUAUGCCGUUUGGGCUUGUGAAUUAAAACCUAUACAAAGGUGUAGGGGCCAAAAUAAGCAUCUUUGAUAUACAUUUAGUUAUUGCAAUUUGAUUGCAAAAAAUCAGCAUUAGAUGUCUAUGAAGGGUAGAAAGUUGUUUAUUCUAUUCUGUUUGCAGCAAUGUAAAAGACAGCCAGUAGGACUUUAUUAUAAUAUUGUGCUAUGACAAAUUCUGAAACUGUGAGUCAAUCCUUUGCACUGAUCCCUACAAUCAUAGCUCAAAUUCUUCUUAAAGAGCUCUUUCAUUUUAUUUUGUCUCUAAGAAAUGGAUACAUAUAUAUAUAUAUAUAAACAAAUAUACACAGCCAUUGCAAUCCAUUGUUGAGCAUCUGUGUUUUUGUAGAUAUCCUCAUAUGUAAGAUAUAAUCAAGAACGAUUUGGACAGAUUUCUUGACCUGAAAUUGUUUUUGAAUUUGAAUUUGUUAAUAAAGUUCAUGAUAUUGACAGACA